Molecule: messenger RNA, 459 nt
Organism: Telopea speciosissima
Lineage: Eukaryota; Viridiplantae; Streptophyta; Magnoliopsida; Proteales; Proteaceae
Product: sugar transport protein 5-like
Exons: 2
Coding region: 1-459 (152 amino acids)
Biological process (GO): transmembrane transport
Cellular component (GO): membrane
Molecular function (GO): carbohydrate transmembrane transporter activity
Source: RefSeq, a predicted model, not a curated record
AUGCUUGCCGGAAAGAAAAUGGAAGGCAAUGUCACCGCCGGUACAAGGAAUGUAACAGUGUCGAUGAUCAUAAUUAGCAUAGUUGCAGCCUCUGCUGGUAUGCUCUUCGGCUACGACAUUGGCGUUUCAGGAGGUGUGAGUACCAUGGAACCGUUCCUGGAGAAGUUCUUUCCGCAAGUGUUGAAGAAGAUGGCUUCGAUGGAGGUAGACACCUACUGCUUGUUCGAUAGCCAUGCGUUGACAUUGUUCACUUCCUCCCUUUACUUUGCCGCCAUGUUGUCGUCCCUAUUUGCCGGGCGCUUCAGCGCUUACAAGGGACGCAAGGCCACGUUGGUGCUCGGUGGUUCCAUCUUCCUGAUUGGCGUCGCACUCAUUUCCAGCGCCACGGAUGUGGGGAUGCUCAUCUUAGGCCGUGUCUGUCUCGGUAUCGGGAUCGGUUUUUCCAACCAGGUGACCUAG